Pan troglodytes (chimpanzee) is the source of this 3350-nucleotide messenger RNA. RefSeq names its product tetratricopeptide repeat domain 24 (gene TTC24). Gene Ontology annotation, molecular function: protein binding. The record is from RefSeq and is a predicted model, not a curated record. Lineage: Eukaryota; Metazoa; Chordata; Mammalia; Primates; Hominidae. Bases 5 to 1774 code for a protein of 589 amino acids. The transcript has 10 exons.
CCCUAUGUUCCCCUUUGUCAGCCCUAUGUCUUCCCCCAACCCUGAGGAUGUGCCCCAGAGGCCAGAACCUGAGCCCUCAAGCUCCAAUAAGAAAAAGAAGAAAAGAAAGUGGCUGCGGCAAGAAGCCAGCAUCCAAGCCCUCACCAGGGCUGGCCAUGGGGCCCUUCAGGCUGGCCAGAACCAUGAAGCCUUGAACAACUUCCAGAGGGCCUUCCUUCUGGCCUCCAAAGCCCCACAAACCAGGGAUACCCCUGUGCUCCAGGCCUGCGCCUUCAACCUGGGGGCUGCCUAUGUGGAGACUGGGGACCCAGCCAGAGGCCUUGAGCUACUCCUGCGAGCCCACCCUGAAGAGAAGGCACAGGGCAGGCGACACGGCGACCAAUGUUUCAAUGUGGCUUUGGCCUACCAUGCCCUCGGCGAGCUGCCUCAAGCUUUGGCCUGGUACCACAGGGCCCUGGGCCACUACCAGCCACAGGGUGACCAGGGAGAAGCCUGGGCAAAAAUGGGAGCCUGCUACCAGGCUCUGGGACAGCCUGAGCUAGCAGCCCACUGCCUGCAGGAAGCAAGCCAGGCCUAUGCUCAAGAGAGACAGCUGCGGGCCGCAGCCCUGGCACUGGGGGCUGCGGCAGGAUGUAUGCUGAAGAGUGGGCGGCAUCGGGUGGGGGAAGUUGUGCAGGUGCUGGAGAAAAGCCGGAGGCUUGCCGAGAGGAGCACUGAGAGGCGACUGCUGGGGCACCUCUAUAACGAUCUAGGCCUGGGCUACUCCCAGCUCCAGCUGUUCCCGCUGGCCGUGGAGGCCUUCCUGCAGGCCCUGCCCCUGUGCUGGGUGCCAGGAGAGCAGGCCACAGUGCUAAGAAACCUCGGGAUGGCCCACAAUGCCCUCGGCAACUAUCAGGAAGCUCGGGAGUUUCACCAGAAGGCUGCUGACCUACACGGCUCUGUGGGGCAGCGGUGGGAGCAGGGCCGGAGCUUUGGCAGCCUGGCCUUUGCAUUGAGCCAGCUGGGGGACCACAAGGCUGCCAGAGACAACUACCUGCAUGCCCUGCAGGCUGCCCGGGACUCUGGGGACAUGAAGGGACAGUGGCAGGCCUGUGAGGGUCUGGGGGCUGCUGCAGCCAGGCUGGGGCAGUAUGACCAGGCCUUGAAGUACUAUAAGGAAGCACUGGCCCAGUGUCAGAAGGAGCCAGAUUCUGUGCGAGAACGGCUGGUGGCCAAGCUGGCAGACACCGUGAGGACGCGCUUGGCCCAGGUGGGGCUGGUCCAGACUCACACCCUGACUUCGGCUCCGGGAAGACUCCAGGCUCCAGGUGGGGCCAGCCAGGCGGAGGGGACCCCAGCAAAGGCAGGAAGCAGCACAGCAGGUGCCCAGCACAGAUCUUCCAGUGGGUGGGAAGAUGAAGAGUUUGAGGAGGGCCACCAGAAGAAAAAAGAGGAGAGGUCGGCAAACGUUCCGGUGAGGGCUGGGCCGGGAAGACCAGAGCUGUGUUUCCUUCCAGGCACAGUGAAUCAUUCGCACCAUCUAGCUUCUAGUUGCCCCACGUUUACCAAGCACACGCCCUGCAGAGGGACAGUCCUCGGCAAAGCCUCCAUCUAUAGUCCAGGACCCAGGGCCCAUCUUCCAUUUGUAGGUCCAGGCCCUCCCAGAGCGGAGUACCCUAGCAUCUUGGUACCCAAUGGCCCUCAAGCCAAUAGGUCAUCCAGGUGGCCCAGGGAAAGCCUCAGCAGGAGCCGCCAGAGGAGACCCACGGAGUCGGGCAUCUGCACUAUUGUGUGACCUCCCCCUGCCAGCCUCAGCCCUCAUCCCUGAAGCACCUGUCCAACACGCACACACUAGGGGGUCCUGGGGACCAAGCCUCUUCCCAGUUGCUCAGCCCUGCAGGGAUGUGGAACACAGUGCAGCCAGUGGACUCCUGAGGAGGCUGGCCAAGGGCUUUGCAGGCUCGGCCCUGAGAGGUUCUGUUUGUUCCUCCUUGGGAUGUUUGGACUCAGUAGGUAAAAGAAAAAAGGAAAAUGGAUGGCAAAUUCCCUGUCUUUCUGGAUCCAAAUCUUAUGAUUGCUAGGGGCCUGGCAGUUCUAAAAACUGACUUCGUGGUCAAGUAGCUUUGGAGUCACUGACUGUCUCCAGACGUCCAUUUUUGCACAUGAGAAAUGAGGAUAUAAUACUACAGAAGAGGCAUCUUACCCAACCAAUGCACCUUACUUCUCUGUGAAACACAGGGGAUGCUGGGCGCAGGCCUAGGCUGUGGCCUGUAGCCUGUAGGACAGCUCCUGCCAGCAGCCACAGGAACAGUGAUGUGAUGUAACAUUUCCCAAGUACUUAGCUCAUGCCCCACCCUAUUCUAGGUGCUUAGCUCAUGCCCCACCCUAUUCUAGGUGCUUAGCUCAUGCCCCACCCUAUUCUAGGUGCUUAGCUCAUGCCCCACCCUAUUCUAGGUGCUUCACAAGUGUAUUCUCCUCUAAUCCUCACAACAAAUAUAUGAGGUGCUAUUAUCCCCUUUCACAAAUGAGGAAAAUAAGGCACAAAGCUUCAGUAAUCUGAAUUCCCAGGUCACAUAACUAGUAUGUAGAGAAGCUGGGAAUCAAACCCAGGCAGUGAGCACUUUCUAGAAUGCUGUGCAGUUCCACUUCCCCAGCUAAGCCCUUGCUUACCCAGAGUCCAUUGUGAUUUAAUAUCAAGUGUGUCUAUGUCCGUUGUAUGUGUUAUUGUAAUUCAUAAUGUAAUUAAAUACUAUACACAUUGAUGAACAGGCCAGGUGAGAUGGCUCACCCUUGUAAUCCUAGCACUUUGCGAGGCCAAGGUGGGAGGAUUGCUUGAGCCCAGGAGUUUGAGACCACCCUGGGCAACAUAGUGAGACCCCAUGUCAAUGUAAAAGAAAAUUUAUCUUUAAAAAAAAAAAUUGAUGAACUGAGAGUGGGAAAAGCAGCACUGUUUCUAUAAAAACUAAGUUGGAUCCUUAGAAGACUCGACUAAGGUAAGUUACUUUUUCUUUAUUACUCUUAUGCUUUAUCUUCCAGUGAUGGAGGAAAAAGUGAGUUUAUUUAUUUAUUGAGACAGGGUCUUGCUCUGUUGCUCAGGCUGGAGUGCAGUGGCACGAUCACAUCUUACUGCAGCCUCAACCCCCUGGGCUCAAGCGAUCUUCCCACCUCAGCCUCCCACUAGGAGUACAGGUGCACCACCAUGCCAGGCUAAUUUAAAAAUAUAUAUAUAGAGAGAGACAGGGUCUCACUAUGUUGCCCAGACUGGUCUCAAACUCCUGGGCUCAAGCCAUCUUCCCGCCUUGGUGUCCCAAAGUGUUAGGAUUACAGAUGUGAGUCACUGCGCCCAGCCUGUGAGUCACUUUAUUUUUUUA